AUGGGUGUCGGCCAGAGGAAGCUGGCCCCACUCUGGACCCUGGCUCUUGCUCUGGCCUGCACCCGGCACACAGGCCAUGCCCAGGACGGCUCCUCCGAAUCCAGCUACGAGCACCACCCUGCCCUCUCUCCCAUCGCCCAGGGACCUGGUGGGGUCCCGCCCCGUGGGGUGACUCUCUUCCCGCCUCUGAGGACCAUCCCCGUGGUACGAGCCUCCAACCCGGCACACAACGGGCGGGUGUGCAGCACCUGGGGCGACUUCCACUACAAGACCUUCGACGGCGACGUCUUCCGCUUCCCCGGCCUCUGCAACUACGUGUUCUCCGAGCACUGCGGCGCCGCCUACGAGGACUUCAACGUCCAGCUGCGCCGCAGCCAGGAGUCAGCAGCCCCCACGCUGAGCAGGGUCCUCAUGAAGGUGGAUGGCGUGGUCAUCCAGCUGACCAACGGCUCUGUCCUGGUCAACGGCCGCCCGGUCCUGCUGCCCUUCAGCCAGUCUGGGGUCUUCAUUCAGCAGAGCAGCAGCUACACCAAGGUGGAGGCCAGACUGGGCCUUGUCCUCAUGUGGAACCACGAUGACAGCCUGCUGCUGGAGUUGGACGCCAAAUAUGCCAACAAGACCUGUGGGCUCUGUGGAGACUUCAACGGGAUGCCCGUGGUCAGCGAGCUCCUCUCCCACAACAUCAAGCUGACUCCCAUGGAGUUUGGGAACCUGCAGAAGAUGGACGACCCCACGGAGCAGUGUGAGGACCCUGUCCCUGAACCCCCGAGGAACUGCUCCACUGGCUCUGGCAUCUGCGAGGAGCUCCUGAAUGGUCAGCUGUUCUCCAGCUGUGUGGCCCUGGUGGAUGUCGGCAGCUACCUGGAGGCCUGCAGGCAAGACCUCUGCUUCUGCGGAGGCACCGACCUGCUCAGCUGCGUCUGCCACACCCUCGCGGAGUACUCCCGGCAGUGCGCCCACGCCGGGGGGCUGCCCCAGGACUGGCGGGGCCCUGACCUCUGCCCCCAGACGUGCCCCAGCAACAUGCAGUACCACGAGUGCCGCUCCCCCUGCACAGACACCUGCUCCAACCAGGAGCACUCCCAGGCCUGCGAGGACCACUGUGUGGCCGGCUGCUUUUGCCCUGAGGGGACGGUGCUCGAUGACGUCGGCCAGACCGGCUGUGUCCCUGUGUCACAGUGUGCCUGCGUCUACAACGGCACUGCCUAUGCCCCGGGGGCCACCUACUCCACAGACUGCACCAACUGCACCUGCUCCGGAGGCCGGUGGAGCUGCCAGGAGGUUCCAUGCCCGGGUACCUGCUCUGUGCUCGGAGGUGCCCACUUCUCGACGUUUGACGAGAGGCACUACACGGUGCACGGGGACUGCGGCUAUGUGUUGACCAAGCCCUGUGACAGCAGUGCCUUCACUGUACUGGCUGAGCUGCGCAGGUGUGGGCUGACGGACAGCGAGACCUGCCUGAAGAGCGUGACACUGAGCCUGGACGGGGCACAGACGGUGGUGGUGAUCAAGGCCAGCGGGGAAGUGUUCCUGAACCAGAUCUACACCCAGCUGCCCAUCUCUGCAGCCAACGUCACCAUCUUCAGACCUUCGACCUUCUUCAUCAUCGCCCAGACCAACCUGGGCCUGCAGCUGGACCUGCAGCUGGUACCCACCAUGCAGCUGUUCGUGCGGCUGGCGCCCAAGCUCCGAGGGCAGACCUGCGGUCUCUGUGGGAACUUCAACAGCAUCCAGGCCGAUGACUUCCGGACCCUCAGUGGGGUGGUGGAGGCCACGGCCGCAGCCUUCUUCAACACCUUCAAGACCCAGGCCGCCUGUCCCAACAUCAGGAACAGCUUCGAAGACCCCUGCUCCCUGAGUGUGGAGAACGAGAAGUAUGCUCAGCACUGGUGCUCGCAGCUGACCGAUGCCAACGGCCCCUUCAGCCGGUGCCACGCUGCCGUGAAGCCGGACACCUACUACUCGAACUGCAUGUUUGACACCUGCAACUGUGAGCGGAGCGAGGACUGCCUGUGCGCCGUGCUGUCCUCCUAUGUGCAUGCCUGUGCCGCCAAGGGUGUGCAGCUCAGUGGCUGGAGGAACGGCGUCUGCACAAAGCCCAUGACCACUUGCCCCAAGUCGAUGACCUACCACUACAAUGUCAGCACCUGCCAGCCCACCUGCCGCUCUCUGAGUGAGGGGGACAUCACCUGCAGUGUUGGCUUUAUCCCGGUGGAUGGCUGCAUCUGUCCCGAGGGCACCUUCCUGGACGACACGGGCAAGUGUGUGCAGGCCAGCAACUGUCCCUGCUAUCACAGGGGCUCCGUGAUCCCCAAUGGGGAGUCGGUGCACGACAGUGGGGCUGUCUGCACCUGCACACAUGGGAAGUUGAGCUGCAUCGGAGGCCAAGCCCCCACCCCAGUGUGUGCUGCGCCCAUGGUGUUCUUCGACUGCCACAAUGCCACGCCCGGGGACACGGGGGCCGGCUGUCAGAAGAGCUGCCACACCCUGGACAUGACCUGUUACAGCCCCCAGUGUGUGCCUGGCUGCGUGUGCCCCGAUGGGCUGGUGGCAGACGGCGAGGGCAACUGCAUCACUGUGGAGGACUGCCCCUGCGUGCACAACGAGGCCAGCUACCGGGCCGGCCAGACCAUCCGGGUUGGCUGCAAUACCUGCACUUGUGACAGCAGGAUGUGGCGGUGUACAGAUGACCCCUGCCUGGCCACCUGUGCUGUGUACGGGGAUGGCCACUACCUCACCUUCGAUGGGCAGAGCUACAGCUUCAACGGAGACUGCGAGUACAUGCUGGUGCAGAACCACUGUGGCGGGAAAGGCAGCGCGCAGGACUCCUUCCGUGUCGUCACUGAGAACGUUCCCUGCGGCACCACGGGGACCACCUGCUCCAAGGCCAUCAAGAUCUUCCUGGGGGGCUCCGAGCUGAAGCUGAGCCACGGGAAAGUGGAGGUGAUUGGGACGAAUGAGAGCCAGGAGGUGCCAUACACCAUCCGGCAGAUGGGCAUCUACCUGGUGGUGGACACCGACAUCGGCCUGGUUCUGCUGUGGGACAAGAAGACCAGCAUCUUCAUCAACCUCAGCCCCGAGUUCAAGAGCAGGGUCUGCGGCCUGUGCGGGAACUUCGACGACAUUGCCGCCAACGACUUUGCCACACGGAGCCAGUCUGUGGUGGGGGACGUGCUGGAGUUCGGGAACAGCUGGAAGCUCUCCCCGUCCUGCCCGGAUGCCCUGGCGGCCAAGGACCCCUGCACGGCCAACCCCUUCCGCAAGUCCUGGGCCCAGAAGCAGUGCAGCCUCCUCCACGGCCCCACCUUCACCGCCUGCCACGCACACGUGGAGCCAGCCAGGUACUACGAGGCCUGUGUGAACGACGCAUGUGCCUGCGACUCAGGGGGUGACUGCGAGUGUUUCUGCACGGCUGUGGCCGCCUACGCCCAGGCCUGCCAUGAAGCGGGCCUGUGUGUGUCCUGGAGGACCCCGAGCAUCUGCCCUCUGUUCUGUGACUACUACAACCCGGAAGGCCAGUGCGAGUGGCACUACCAGCCCUGCGGGGCGCCCUGCCUGCGGACCUGCCGGAACCCCCGUGGAGACUGCCUGCAGGACGUCCGGGGCCUGGAAGGCUGCUACCCCAAGUGCCCACCAGAGGCUCCCAUCUUUGAUGAGGACAAGAUGCAGUGUGUGGCCACCUGCCCAACCCCACCUCCGCCACCACUGUGCCAUGUCCAUGGGAAGUCCUAUCGGCCAGGCGCAGUGGUGCCCUCAGACAAGAACUGCCACUCCUGCCUCUGCACCGAGCGCGGCGUGGAGUGUACCUAUGAAGCUGAGGCCUGUGUCUGCACCUACGACGGACAGCGCUUCCACCCAGGGGACGUCAUCUACCACACGACGGAUGGCACGGGUGGCUGCAUCUCUGCCCGCUGUGGGGCCAACGGCACCAUUGAGAGGAGGGUCUACCCCUGCAGCCCCACCACCCCCGUCCCCCCAACCACCUUCUCCUUCUCCACGCCCCCACUCGUCGUGAGCUCCACGCACGCCUCCAGCCCUGUCCCGAGCAGCAUGCACACAGGCCCUCCAAGCAGCGCCUGGCCCACCACAGCAGGCAUUUCUCCCAGGACGAAGCCGCCCACAGCCUCUGCCUCGCUGCCGCCGGUCUGUGGGGAAGAGUGCCUGUGGUCACCUUGGAUGGACGUUAGCCGCCCUGGACGGGGCAUGGACAGCGGUGACUUUGACACACUGAAGAACCUCCGCGCCCAUGGGUACCUGGUGUGCGAAUCACCCAGGUCGGUGGAGUGCCGAGCCGAGGAUGCCCCCCGAGUGCCGCUCCGAGCCCUGGGGCAGCGUGUGCAGUGCAGCCCGGACAUGGGGCUGACCUGUCGUAACAGGGAGCAGGCAUCGGGGCUCUGCUACAACUACCAGAUCAGGGUCCUGUGUUGCACGCCCCUAGCCUGCUCCACCUCUAGCAGUUCAACCCAGACCACUCCUCCAACAACCUCCAAGACCACUGAAACCCGGGCCUCAGCCUCCUCAGUCCCCAGCAGCACACCUGGCCCCGUGUCUCUCUCUACAUCCAGGGCAACACCUGCCCCAGGUACCGCUACAUCUGUCAAAAGAACUUUCUCAACUCCCAGCCCUCCGCCAGUGCCAGCAACAUCAACAUCAUCCGUGUCGACCACGGCCCCGGGGACCUCCGUGGUCUCCAGCAAGCCCAGCCACACCGAGUCCAUCACACCCUCCUGUGUACACGAGCUUUGCACCUGGACCGAGUGGAUCGACGGCAGCUACCCUGAUCCCGGAAUAAAUGGCGGAGAUUUUGACACAUUUCAAAAUUUGAGAGAUGAAGGGUACAAAUUCUGUGAAAAUCCUCAAAGCGUGGAGUGCCGGGCAGUGGGCUUCCCCAACACGCCACUGGCAGACCUGGGGCAGGACGUCAUCUGUAGCCGCACGGAGGGGCUGAUUUGCCUGAACAAGAAUCAGCUCCCACCCAUCUGCUACAACUACGAGAUCCGCAUCCAGUGUUGCAAGACGGUGAACAAGUGCAGAGACGGCACCAGAACGUUGAAGACCAUCACAACUACACGGCCGACUCCACACCCAGCUGGAGCUCAGACCCAGACCACCUUCACCACACACGUGCCCUCGGCCUCCACGGAGCAACCCACAGCCACCUCCAGGGGUGGGUCCACAGCAACCAGCGUCACACAGGACACCCACAACAGAUCGGUCACCAGAGAUUGUCAUCCCCAGUGCACCUGGACAAAGUGGUUCGACGUGGACUUCCCAUCCCCUGGACCGCACGGCGGAGAUGAGGAAACCUACAACAACAUCAUGAGAAGUGGGGAAAAAAUCUGCCGCCAACCUGAGGAGAUCACCAGGCUCCAGUGCCGAGCCGCGAGCCACCCGGAAGUGAGCAUCGAACACCUGGGCCAGGUGGUACAGUGCAGCCGCGAAGAGGGCCUGGUGUGCCGGAACCAGGACCAGCAGGGACCCUUCAAGAUGUGCCUCAACUACGAGGUGCGCGUGCUCUGCUGUGAGACCCCCAAAGGCUGCCCUGUGAUGUCCACACCUGUCACAGCUCCUAGCACCCCAAGUGGGAGAGCCACCAGUCCAACUCAGAGCACCUCCUCUUGGCAGAAACCCAGGACAACCACUUUGGUGACAAUUAGCACAACCUCCACUCCACAGACCAGUACAAUCUCUACCCCUACAACCAACAUGACCUCUGCUCCUACACCCAGAACAACCUCUGCUCCGACAACCAGCACAACCUCAGCUCCUACAACUAGCACAUCCUCGGCUCCUACAACCAGCACAACCUCUGCCCCUACGAGCAGCACAACCUCUGCUCCUACAACCAGCACAACCUCGGCUCCUACAACCAGCACAACCUCUGCUCCUACAACCAGCACAACCUCUGCUCCUACAACCAGCACAACCUCUGCCCCUACAAGCAGCACAACCUCCACUGCACAGAGCAGCACAACCUCCGCUCCUAUAAUCAGCACAACCUCUGCUCCUACAACCAGCACAACCUCUGCUCCUACAACCAGCACACCCUCCAGUCCUGGAACUACUCCCAGCCCUGUUCCCACCACCAGCACAACCUCUGUUUCAAAGACCAGCACAAGCCAUGUUUCUGUAUCCAAGACAACCCACCCUCAACCAGUUACCAGUGACUGUCAUCCCCAGUGCACCUGGACAAAGUGGUUCGACGUGGACUUCCCAUCCCCUGGACCGCACGGCGGAGAUGAGGAAACCUACAACAACAUCAUCAGGAGUGGGGAAAAAAUCUGCCGCCAACCUGAGGAGAUCACCAGGCUCCAGUGCCGAGCCGCGAGCCACCCAGAGGUGAGCAUCGAACACCUGGGCCAGGUGGUGCAGUGCAGCCGCGAAGAGGGCCUGGUGUGCCGGAACCAGGACCAGCAGGGACCCUUCAAGAUGUGCCUCAACUACGAGGUGCGCGUCCUCUGCUGCGAGAUCCCCAAAGGCUGCCCGGUGACUGCUGUGACCCCAUAUGGGACUUCUACCAAUACCCUGUAUCCUUCCCUGUCUACCUCCGUGGCAUCCACCUCUGUGGCAUCCGGCUCCGUGGCAUCCAGCUCUGUGGCCUCCAGCUCUGUGGCUUACUCCACCCCAACCUGCUUCUGCAACGUAACUGACCGGCUCUACCCCAUGGGAUCCACCAUAUACCGCCACAGAGACCUCGCCGGCCACUGCUAUUAUGCCCUGUGCAGCCAGGACUGCCAAGUGGUCAGAGGAGUUGGCAGUGACUGUCCAUCCACCACGCUGCCUCCUGCCCCAGCCACGUCCCCUUGGACAUCCACCUCUGAGCCCGUCACUGAGCUGGGAUGCCCAAAUGCAGUUCCCCCCAGAAAGAAAGGUGAGACCUGGGCCACGCCCAACUGCUCCGAGGCCACCUGUGAGGGCAACAACAUCAUCUCCCUGCGCCCGCGAACGUGCCCGAGGGUGGAGAAACCCACCUGUGCCAAUGGCUACCCGGCCCUGAAGGUGGCCGACCAGGACGGCUGCUGCUAUCACUACCAGUGCCAGUGUGUGUGCAGCGGCUGGGGUGAUCCCCACUACAUCACCUUUGACGGCACCUACUACACCUUCCUGGACAACUGCACGUACGUGCUGGUGCAGCAGAUCGUGCCCGUGUACGGCCACUUCCGCGUGCUGGUGGACAACGACUUCUGUGGCGCGGAGGAUGGGCUUUCCUGCCCAAAGUCCAUCAUCCUGGAGUACCAGCAGGACCGCGUGGUGCUGACCCGCAAGUCAGUCCACGGGGCGAUGACCAAUGAGAUCAUCUUCAACAACAAGGUAGUCAGCCCCGGCUUCCGGAAAAACGGCAUCGUGGUCUCGCGUGUCGGCAUCAAGAUGUACGCGACCAUCCCGGCACUGGGUGUCCAGGUCAUGUUCUCCGGCCUCAUCUUCUCGGUGGAGGUGCCCUUCAGCAAGUUUGCCAACAACACCGAGGGCCAGUGCGGCACUUGCACCAACGACCUGAAGGAUGAGUGCCGCACGCCUGGGGGCACGGUGGUCGCUUCCUGCUCUGAGAUGUCUGGCCUCUGGAAUGUCAGCAUCCCCAACCAGCCAGCCUGCCACGGGCCUCGCCCGCUGCCCACCACGGUCGGGCCCACGACAGUUGGGUCCACCACGUUUGGGCCUACCACCCCGCCUGCUCCGUGCCCGCCAUCGUCCAUCUGCCGGCUGAUUCUGAGCAAGGUCUUUGAGCCGUGCCACGCCGUGAUCCCCCCACUGCCAUUCUAUGAGGGCUGCACUUUCGACCAGUGCCACAAGACUGACCUGGACACGGUGUGCUCCAGCCUGGAGCUGUACGCGGCGCUCUGCGCGUCCCAAGACAUCUGCAUCGACUGGAGAGGCCGGACCAACCACAUGUGCCCAUUCACCUGCCCAGCCGACAAGGUGUACCAGCCCUGCGGCCCGAGCAACCCCUCCUACUGCUAUGGGAACGACAGCGCCAGCCUCGGGGCCCUGCCGGAGGCCGGCCCCAUCACCGAAGGCUGCUUCUGUCCGGAGGGCAUGACCUUCUUCAGCACCAGUGCCCAAGUCUGCGUGCCCACGGGCUGCCCCAGGUGUCUGGGGCCCCACGGAGAGCCGGUGAAGGUGGGCCACACCGUCGGCAGGGACUGCCAGGAGUGCACGUGUGAGGCGGCCACGUGGACCCUGACCUGCCGACCCAAGCUCUGCCCGCUGCCCCCUGCCUGCCCCCUGCCCGGCUUCGUGCCUGUGCCUGCAGCCCCACAGGCCGGCCAGUGCUGCCCCCAGUACAACUGCGCCUGCAACACCAGCCAUUGCCCUGCACCCGUGGACUGUCCCGAGGGUGCCCGUGCGAUCCCGACCUACAAGGAGGGGGACUGCUGCCCGGUCCAAAAGUGCAACUGGACAGAGUGCAGCAUCAACGGGACCUUGUACCAGCCCGGCGCCGUGGUCUCCUCCAGCCUGUGCGAAACCUGCAGGUGUGAGCUGCCUGGCGGCCCCCUGUCGGACACGUUUGUGGUCAGUUGUGAGACCCAGAUCUGCAACUCACACUGCCCUGUGGGCUUUGAGUACCAGGAGCAGAGCGGGCAGUGCUGUGGCACUUGUGUGCAGGUCGCCUGUGUCACCAACACCAGCGGGAGCUCCACCCACCUCUUCUACCCCGGCGAGACCUGGUCAGACCCCGGGAACCACUGUGUCACCUAUGAGUGUGAGAAGCACUUGGACGGGCUCGUGGUGGUCACCACGAAGAAGGCGUGCCCCCCGCUCAGCUGUUCUCUGGACGAGGCCCGCAUGAGCAAGGACGGCUGCUGUCGCUUCUGCCCGCCACCCCCGCUCCCACCCCAGUACCAGAACCAGUCGACCUGUGCUGUGUACCAUAGGAGCCAGAUCAUCCAGCAGCAGGGCUGCAACUCCUCGGAGCCCGUGCGCCUGGCUUACUGCCGGGGGAACUGUGGGGACAGCUCUUCCAUGUACUCGUUCGAGGGCAACAUGGUGGAGCACAGGUGCCAGUGCUGCCAGGAGCUGCGGACCUCGCUGAGGAAUGUGACCCUGCACUGCGCCGACGGCUCCAGCCGGACCUUCAGCUUCACCGAGGUGGAACAGUGCGGCUGCAGGGGCCAGCGGUGCCCCACGCCGGGCGACACCCAGCACUCGGAGGAGAUGGGACCCGAGCAGAGCCAGGAGGCGGGGAGUGGGAGCUGGGAGAGAGGCACCCUGGUGUCCCCCGUCCACUGACCAGCACCGCCGCCCUCCUGACCCCCAAGGAGAACCUCCCAUAUGUCCUCCGAGUUCGGCUUCCAAGGCCAGUGGAACUUGUGCCCUCAUCCAGGCGGCUGCAGCUUUGAACACACUGUCCACGCCCGUUUUCUUGUGGAGGGAGUGGGCUGUGGGUCACCCACUGCCUGGAAGAGGGUCCCUUACCCGCCCCGCCUGCAGCCACCUCUCUGGACCAGCCCAGGGCCGGUGGGGCUCCUCUGGCCAUGCGUCCGGUCUGCUGUUCUCGGGACUUGAGUAUCACCUGAGGGUCUCAGCAAUGAUGCUUGGAUGUGGUGAUAGGCUGCCCAGUGGCUGCAGGAGGAAAAGCCUCACUCCUACCUCAGCCCUCAGCCUGCACUCCCCUCCUCAGGACAUGGCCAAUCUGUUGCAUAAAUACACUUGAGCAUUUUGCAA
Molecule: messenger RNA, 9663 nt
Organism: Cercocebus atys (sooty mangabey)
Lineage: Eukaryota; Metazoa; Chordata; Mammalia; Primates; Cercopithecidae
Gene: MUC5AC
Product: mucin 5AC, oligomeric mucus/gel-forming
Exons: 50
Coding region: 1-9228 (3075 amino acids)
Cellular component (GO): extracellular matrix
Molecular function (GO): protein binding
Source: RefSeq, a predicted model, not a curated record